AGUAUUGGUGUUAUGUUGUUAACUUGCUGCGGUCGGUCGGUCGUGGCUGUUCGUCGUCUUCACCGUCGCCAGUUGUAGUGGAACUUUAGUCUCGGUAGGACGUCUCCACGGCCGUUCGUGGUCGCACCGGUCUUCAACUCUCUGCAUUGUGUGUGGUGUUUCCAAAUCCCCCCGGAGUGGUGAGGGGUGGAAAAAGCUACCGUGUGUUUUCGUGUGCGCCUUUUUGCGGUGGCGGUGAUUUUUCCUAUUGUUUGUGCGUGCGGUGCUCCCGCGGGAGCCUGCUUCGAUGGGUUUCGGUGUGACGGCAGAAGGUUCCUGGAUGGUAAUUGACGGUGACCGCGAUUGUUCGAAGACGGGGUGGUGAAGCGGAGUGAAGAGGCAAGGAGUACACAAGUAGGCGACAAACUAGUUGCCGUUCCGUGGAAGAGAAACGAAGGUGGAAAAAAUUGUGUGUUUUUCCUGUGUAUGAGUUUGUUUGGUUGGGGUUCUGGCGGAACUGCUGUCGUGACCGUGACGUAAUUCGCAGCAAUUACAGGAAACAGGACAACCUUCAGCUGCGGAAGUUCCAGUUCCCAAAAGUCCAGUCACCGAUUCACCGAUAGACACGAAGCCUCCAACUACUGAUCAAUAGUAGUAGUAGUCUGUACGCCUAAAGGAUCAAUAGAUAUGAUUGCCUAAUCUAACAAUCACGAAGAAAUAGUGAAAAAAAAACAUCAACUACGUGUCUAUAACCACCGCCUACCCCGUUUAAAGAUGUAAACCGCAAUCGUCGCGCCAUCUUCGAUUCGCCGCGUUUUCGUCGCGUACGCGCGCGUUAUCGGAAAUUGUCGGGAAAUGUCUGUGCGUAUGUGAUGAGUGUGAAUGUGUGUAUAAGUGCUUGAUAACGAAAUGUUGAGCACGUUUGGUGAAGAAAAAUCACGAUCAUUGGCGAUAAAGAUGAUCGCCCAAUAAGCUAAUGAAAAUUGAAAAUUUAAGAAGAAGUAGCCUGCUAAUGAAAAUCCUGCCUAUUGAAAGUUUCUUCCCCUAAAGUGUAUGUGUGUGUUCAAUCGCCAAAUCAAAGUGUAUGUGCUAUUGUUCUAAGAUUUCAUCAAAGUUUUGGCAUAUCCGGCGAAAUUGGAAGCAAAUCAGUGUCCAUUGCAGAUGUUCUCAAGUGUAUGAUCAUAGGAAGCAAUUUAGCUGUGAAGCAAGAAGCUUGAUAUUGUGUGCUAACGUAGCCCCGCCCCCUCUAGAUGCAACGUCAAUUCCUCCCUAUACGAGCUUUCAUCAUCUACCUACCUAUCCCAACAAUCGCAGCACCUGAAGCGGUAGAACCAGGAAGCGGCGACAGUCAGUAGCUCAUCAUCACCGUCACCACCACAACCACCCUUAAGUCGUCAUGUGCUCCCUUCAAUUAAAAUUUAAAUGAGCAUUUGGUGAUGUCAGUACUAGCGGAUGAUAAUGAAUUGGAUUAUACUCGGGGUGGUUUUCAUCCUAACACCGCAGCUUCGUCCGGAUCGCUCGUCGUCGCCCUCGCUGGCCGAGUCCUCCCCGUCGGCGUCCCUGCUCGGCGGUCUGCUGAACAAUGGCAACGGCAACGGCAACAAUGCCGUCGGCGGAGGUGGUGGCGGGCAGCUUGCAGUCGUCCAAGGGACACCACUCAAUCCAGAUCCCAUUCCGGCGUCGCUGCGUGCGCUCAACCCGUUCAUCAAGCACUGGGAACCGGCGCGGUUCGACCGCUCGCAGCUGGACGUGGCCCAUCGGCACCACGAGGCACACCGGCGGCGACGGCGCGGUGUCAACUAUGACCACGGUUCGGCCAGCUACGGGCCGGCCAACUUGGUCCGGCUCAACUUCCACGCCCACGAUCGAGACUUCCGGCUGGUGCUGCGGGAGGACCCGUCUUCGGUGUUUGCUCGGGACAUCCAGAUCGACAACACCGAGGGGCCGGUCGAUUUCGAUCUGUCGCGAGUGUACACCGGCAUCGUGGAAGACGAAUCCGACUCUCACGUGCACGGCAUGCUGACGAGUGAGAACCUCUUCGACGGCACGAUCGUAACCAACCUAGAGCAAUACUAUAUCGAGCCGGCCGCCCGGUACGGGCCGGAACUGGAGCGGCACGGUGUCCACACUGUGAUCUACAAACUCAGCGACGUCAAAAUUCGCCAGGACCAUCACAGCCACGAGGAUGGAGAAGAUGAUGGUUCGGCGGCAGGGAGGAGCAGCAGCCACCACCACAGCCACAGUAGUAGCAGAAAGCGUAACCAUAGUAUUAGUAGUGAUAGUGAUGGGUCGACGACGAAGACGACUUCCAGUGAUGAUAGAAGGGGGGAGGAAAGUGAAACGAGGAGCAAAGCCGAUGAAGAGGCCACGGAAGCUGCUCAGAAUCAAUUGAAUCAAAAGUCUGAUGAUUAUAGUGGUAGUAGUGGUGUUAGAAGCAGAACUAGUACUAGGGAGAGUAGCGGGAGUGAUAGGCUAAGUAGGCAAAAUGGAAGAAGUGAUGGGGAGGCGGGUGGUGAUGAAGAAGCUACGGCUGAUGGAGAGUUGGUGCGGAGAAAGCGGAGCAGUAGGAAAAGCGAUAUCAAGCGGAGGAAACGAUGGCUGCCGGAAGAGAUGCAGGAAACCAGAGGAAACCCAACGCUCCCUCUGGACUUGGAAGUUCCGUACAACGACGACUACAGUUUAACCCGCAAUCACGACUACAAAAGCCGCAUAAUCACCAGAACAAGCCUCACGAACGGUGGCAGCGGUCAAACCGUCAACAAGAACAUCAACACCAACCUCUUCCAUCCGCCAACGACGACAGUCAACAACCGCAAAAAUCACUUCCUCAUCAACACCUACAACCCGAACGCCGAUCCGAACCAGCGGAUCAUCACCCGGACGCGGAACGUCAUCGGUAACGUGUACGACCGCAAUGCCAGCCACUCCAAUUCCAACUCGACCCCGAACCGGGAAACUCAUGUCGAGAUCAUCACCAAAAACGGUUCCACCAAGAAGAACAUCAUCGGCAACAACUACGAUCCGGACGUCCUCAUAACCGGGACCAACGGGAACCAGCUGAAUCUGAACGUUCGCAACGAACUGAACGAGCAGAAGCAAUCGUUUGCCAACUCGCUGUACGAUCGGAAGAGUACGUGCAUGUUGUAUCUGCAGGCGGAUCACACGUUCUUCCAGAAGAUGGGCUCGGAUGAGGCGAGCAUAGAGGCGAUUACGCGGCACGUCCAGCGGGCUAAUAUAAUCUACCGAAAGACCGAUUUCAACGGCGACGGCAAACCGGACAACAUCACGUUCAUGAUCAAACGCAUCAAGGUGCACAAUCUGAACGCCCUCAAGGAUCCGACCUAUCGCUUCGCCGGCAGCUACGGCGUAGAAAAGUUCCUGGAGCUGUUCUCAGAGGAAGAUUACGACGCGUUCUGUCUGGCGUACAUGUUCACCUACCGGGACUUCGAGAUGGGCACCCUCGGACUGGCGUGGACCGGUGACCUCAAGAAUGCCGGCGGUGUCUGCGAAAAGAAUGGGCAUUACCGCGGAUCGCUGAAAUCGCUCAACACGGGUAUUGUGACGUUGCUAAACUACGGCAAGCACGUUCCACCGGCCGUUUCACACGUGACCCUGGCACACGAAAUUGGACACAACUUUGGCUCACCGCACGAUCCGGAGCAGUGCACACCGGGUGGCGAGGACGGCAACUUCAUCAUGUUCGCCCGGGCCACAUCCGGCGACAAGCGGAACAACAACCGCUUCAGCCCGUGUUCCCUGAAGGCGAUCGAACCGGUGCUGAAUGCGAAGGCUCGCAGCGCCAAGGGUUGCUUCACUGAACCACAAGCUUCCAUCUGCGGAAACGGUGUCGUGGAACACGGCGAGCAGUGCGACUGCGGCUGGGAAGAGGACUGCAAGGAUUCGUGCUGUUACCCAAUGUCCAGGCAUCCACGGUUCGACCAGAAACCCUGCACGUUAACUCCAAAAGCCCAGUGCAGUCCGUCGCAAGGUCCGUGCUGUACGCUGGAGUGCACCCUCAAGACCGGAGACAAGUGUCGUGAUGACAACGGAUGCCGUGAUCCGGCGUACUGCGACGGCAGUAUGCCGCUGUGCCCGCCGUCGGUCAACAAACCGAACAAGACGAUCUGCAACAAGGAGUACGUGUGCUACAUGGGCGAGUGCACCGGAUCGAUCUGCCUGGCGUACGGCCUCGAAUCGUGCCAGUGUGCCGUGGGGCCGGACGAUCCGGCCGCUCGGGCUUGCGAGCUGUGCUGUAAGCUUCCGGGCGAAGACAAGCCGUGUCUCAGUUCGUUCGACUGGAACGAUCCACCGUUUGACGUGCCGGAUAUGUACGCCAAACCGGGAACACCCUGCAACGACUACAAUGGUUAUUGCGACGUGUCGCAGAAGUGUCGCGAGGUAGAUCCCUCGGGACCGUUGGCCACCUUGAGGAAGCUUCUACUGUCGGAGGAGAGCAUCGCCAGCUUCAAGAAGUGGGUCAUAUCCAAUUGGUACGCUGUUGCCCUGAUCGCGGUGAUCGUCUUGGCGCUAUUGAUUCUGAGUGCAAAACUACUGGGCAAGAGGACGAACCUGAAGCUGAAAACGGUGACGAUUAUCCACAGUGCAACGACGGAGACGGUUCGCCUGCCGGAGGACAACAACGGCGUCAUAGUGCACACGGCCGUCCGGACCAAGGUACCGCUGAGAAAGAAGGUUCGCGGCGAGCGGUCCAAAUCGAAAACGGGUCCACUCCCGCCGGGUCAAUCCGUUCCGAAGCAGCUUGUCGCGACAGCCACCGGUCCCGGAGGGGCGGUAACCACGACCGCAGCGACAGUCGCCGGAAACUCAGCCGGGGUUCUUCCAUCCAGCUCCAAGGACCGGUUCCAUCUGUCCAGGUCGUCAACGAGCAACCCCGCCACGGUAGUCAUAAAGCAAGUCAAACGGCACGUCGGUAAAACGACCACGACCACCACGGUUGCCGGCGGCAACACCGACAGUCCGAAGAAGCUCAUCAAGAAAAAGAAGAAACGGUCGAAUGCUACUCCCGGCAAUCCUUCGGACGAAUCUCCCGUCAAAGAGCCCGUCACCAAACAGAAGAAGAAAAAGACCAAAUCCAAACACAAAGAAGUGAUCGACUACUCGUCUAGAAGUGACGCCCACGCUCAUUCGAAUACCUUUGGGAAGGUACAUCGAUGGCUUCUGGAGUCGCCGAUUGUAACGAACGCCACGAACCAAUUCGAGCACGCGUCUAAAGUAACGAACAUCAUCAACAAAAGCCAAUCUACUCCGGAGCAUUUAACAGCGGCCACUGCUAACGCAAUAUCCCAACAGCAGCCCCGGUCGCCCAAGAAGACCCGGGUGAAGACCAAAUCCGUUGGUAAUAUCAACGAAAAGGUGCGGCUGCAGGUCGUCUACAAGCCGCCCUUCAAGUUCAGUCUCAAGCUAUCCAAGAACGACCCUUCCGUCAAAACGCACGUCGUGGCUGGCCCCGUCGGUAAGCGGAAGGGUCGGAUGGUAGACCGGAAACGCGUUGCGGCGGCCAUCCAGUCUGAAGUGCCACGUGGCCGAGCGGCCAUCUUGGUGCGACCAGCAGACGAGUCCAUCCCAAUUAUUAGCCCUCUGUCGGAACCCAACUAUGAAACCCUCAACCCGCGCAAUCUACCCGAAGCUCCGCCUUCGCCAUCGUCCGAGACGCACGUCUACGAGAACGUGACGUUCCAAGGUGGCCCCGGUGGAGCAACCGAACUGCCAAACUCAGUGCCUCCCCCCAUCAAUACAGCCACCUUCCGCAUCAACCGUAGUGCUAGUGGUAGCAACAUAAUGAACCCCGUCGGAUCCCACUUCCGGAACCCAUCGAUCACCUCGGUGAGCCAGAUCCGGCCCACCUCGUCUGGUCUGCGUGGCAGUUCCUCGAAUCUGGCCGCCGCCGGAAGUAGUCAUAGCAAUAGUAACAGCCGAGAGCGGGACAAGCACCGGCGUUCCUACGGAGGAGCGCUCGGCGGCGAAAGCACCGAAAGUCUCAUCCGGUCCAGUACAACGAAUCUGGCCAAGGCCAGCAGCAAGCGGAACAGCUUCGCCGAGAAGCGCCGCUCCAGCUCAAUCAGCCUGCACCAGCGCCACUCCGGGUCGGCGUCCAAUCUGCACUCGAUGAAGCGCCAUUCCGGCUCGUCCAGCCAGUACCUCAAUCAGGAAGCGCCGGAAGUGCCCCUCGGGCGGAGGCACAGCACCAGCGUUAGGCCGGCGGAUGGCGGCGGUGGUAGCCAUAGCAACAGUAGUAAUAGUAUGAAGAAGCAGAAAAUCUCCCGGACGUCCAGCAGUACGAAUCUGAGUGGUGGAGGUAGCGGCGGUUCGGCGGCUCAACGCCGCAGCAGUAUAGGUAGCAGGCAACCGUCCGGCCAUCCGCAGCAUCUGUCCCGGCAGACUUCGCUGAAUGUCAAAGUGCACCGGAAACCGAGUGCAUCGGAUCGCAGGCCGCACACGUCAUCCUGCGACGAUCGAGGUCCAGGCGGGGCCGGAUUCGAGUGGCCGAAGAGGACGCGAGCGGCUGCCGCCGCUGAAGACGAUCCACUGCCGUCGGAUUUGGAGGUUAUGGUGUCGGACGCGGAAAACCUCGUGGGCGAUAGAUAACCCGAAGGUUUGCAACGUGCCGGACGCCUCGGAAUCUCCGCAAUAGUUAGUCCGAUUUAGAAUCUGUUCGUGUUCAUAUCGAUUUUAAUGAGAAGACAGGUAUGAAGGGAAGGGAAUGGAAGUCGAGUUAGAGGAACAAGAAAGUGAUUUUAACCAAAAGGUUCUGAGGCGGGUUGCGGGUUCAUGAUCCUGCCGGACUUCAGUUUGAUUUAAUUUUCUUUAUCAAGUGCCAAUGUGUGUUAGAAGAAAGGGGUUGAAGAAUACGGGCUAGGAAUAUCAUGAUCAUGGUUUUUAUUAUUAUUAGUUCUAAUAAAGAAAGAUUUUUGACGGGAAGUGAUCAAAGCGGAAACAAGACUAGUCCCGAAUGGCAGCAUAUCAGUAGGCAAUGGUGAAGAAUUCCGGAAAAUUCUUAGGGCCGUUGGUAGAUUAGUCAAUUCUCUAAGUUCAAUGGUUGAUUCUGUGGUUCGAAACUUGUUAAUUGGAACUAACGAAACCAAAGUUCAGAUGAAAAACUUCCCCCAGGGCAGUAACAUUCCGACGCUUUAGCGAUCCAAAGCAGAAUAUUUUACCAUUGAAAUGGAAGAACGUAAAAAGCUCGACAACUUUAUAAGACUGACGUACCUCCAUGACAGCCAAUCCAUCAGGA
Molecule: messenger RNA, 7231 nt
Organism: Aedes albopictus (Asian tiger mosquito)
Lineage: Eukaryota; Metazoa; Arthropoda; Insecta; Diptera; Culicidae
Exons: 13
Coding region: 1432-6585 (1717 amino acids)
Biological process (GO): membrane protein ectodomain proteolysis; Notch signaling pathway
Cellular component (GO): plasma membrane
Molecular function (GO): metalloendopeptidase activity
Source: RefSeq, a predicted model, not a curated record